Messenger RNA from Yamadazyma tenuis ATCC 10573, 994 nucleotides. NCBI's taxonomy places the organism in Eukaryota, Fungi, Ascomycota, Pichiomycetes, Serinales, Debaryomycetaceae. The record is from RefSeq and is a predicted model, not a curated record.
GAAGAUGCAAAAUGUCUGCACCCGUGCCUAGCCUACCACCAAACUUACCUGCGGUUGAGCAGGAACAGAGCUUGGUGCACGACGUAUACAACGAUAUAGCUGGCCAUUUCUCACAAACACGGUACAAGCCUUGGCCCAUCGUGGAAAAGUUUCUUACUGCCCAGCCCAAGUACUCCAUAGGAAUCGAUGUGGGAUGUGGAAACGGAAAGUACUUGGGCGUCAACAAGAAUUUGUUCAUCAUAGGCACAGACCGGUCGGAGGGGUUGAUCAGAUGUGCCCACGACAUUUCGCUGGACUUUCAGCUUGGAGUCAGUGACGGUUUGCACUUACCUCAUGAGUGCAACCGGUUUGACUUUGCCAUUUCUAUAGCAGUGAUACACCAUUUUGCCACCGAAACAAGGAGGAUCGAGGCCAUAUCGCAUAUACUAUCCAAGUUACGUGUCGGAGGACGGGCGUUGAUAUACUGCUGGGCAUUGGAACAGGAAAACUCCAGAAGAGGGUAUAAAGAAGGAGAUGAACAGGACAUUUUGGUGCCGUGGGUGUUGAAAAACAACCAGAAGAAAGACAAGGCGAGUAAGAAGAAGAGCAAGAAGGGUCUGAAAAAGAGCGACAAGGAGAGCGAGUCUCCUACCGAACUUGUUGUAGAGCCCGAAUUAGAACCAGAACCAGAACCUAUCACAAAAUACAGAUACUACCACUUGUACAAAAAAGGGGAGCUUGUGGAUAAUUCCAGGAGAGCAGGGUCGUGUACGAUAGUGGACGAAGGAUACGAACGGGACAACUGGUGGGUGAUUAUCGAAAAGACACCCUGAGGGUCAGAAGUUAGAUAGGCAUAUAAAUGAAUGCAAAAAACCACUUAAACUAUAUUUAAACCUUGUCUAUUGAAACCCACUCCUGUGCUAACAUAUACCUGGGUACCCAUCUGCUUUUGCAAUAUGCACAUUUCCUAUCUGGUUGGUGUAGGAGAAUGUAUGAGAAAUGUACGGGCUCGCGC